Molecule: messenger RNA, 4353 nt
Organism: Hylaeus anthracinus
Lineage: Eukaryota; Metazoa; Arthropoda; Insecta; Hymenoptera; Colletidae
Gene: snu
Product: ABC transporter G family member 20
Exons: 14
Coding region: 504-2810 (768 amino acids)
Cellular component (GO): membrane
Molecular function (GO): ATP binding; ABC-type transporter activity; ATP hydrolysis activity
Source: RefSeq, a predicted model, not a curated record
GGCUCGAUUCUCCUUUGCCUCUGACCGCUUCAGUCUCGCGUCAGGACUCGAAAGUCGCGGAGAACCCGACACGAUACUCGUCACGAGCCAUUCUUCUCGGCCGACACGUCCUAGACCAGAGACUCGAAACGAACGAAUCGGAUCGGAUUGGCUCAGUUCGGCUCGGCUCGAAUCCGUGGUGCUGUGUGCUUCUCGCUUCCGUACCAAUUCUGUUGUGUUGUGCGUUCAUUUAUUUGUGACGACUUUGCUCCUCUGCUCGUUCGUGAGCGGAAGUACAGGAAUGCUAGGCUGACCCCGGAGGACCGAUGCUUCAACCGGUCGAUCGUCGAUUCUCGAUGACGUCUGUUCUCUGCCAGGAUUACACCUAGAGGAUUAGUUUUCGAGCUAACGAGAGGGACGCAGCCGAUUCCGAACCGACAGGAUUCCAACAGGCUCCAGACCGAAGUUGUAGUGACGGGACAGCAGUCGGUGGCGGUCCGGUGAACGCGAACACUCUGGGAACGAUGCAAAACAACGCGGACAGCACGAUGGACGUGACGAUGACGCCGAGCACGGUUCUGGCCACUCCGGGAUUAAACAACCCUGCGUGGAAUCGUCAGCAAGCGGUCAGCGUCAGGCACGCCUUCAAAACCUACGGAAGCAGCAAAAAUCCGAAUCAUGUUAUCCAGAAUCUUAGCAUGACCGUAGCGAAAGGUUCCAUAUACGGACUGCUCGGCGCCAGUGGUUGCGGCAAAACGACCCUGCUCUCUUGCAUCGUCGGUCGAAGACGAUUAAAUUCGGGCGAGAUUUGGGUCCUCGGUGGCAAACCGGGCACAAAAGGAUCCGGUGUUCCAGGAAAGAGGGUCGGCUACAUGCCGCAGGAGAUAGCGCUCUACGGCGAGUUUACUAUUCGCGAGACGAUGAUGUACUUUGGAUGGAUAUUUGGCAUGUGCACCACCGAAAUCACGGAUAGGCUGCGAUUUCUGUUGCAAUUCUUGGACUUACCCUCGCAAAAUCGACUGGUGAAGAAUCUCAGCGGUGGCCAACAGAGACGCGUGUCCUUCGCUGUUGCCCUGAUGCACGAUCCCGAGCUCCUGAUUCUCGACGAGCCAACCGUGGGUGUAGAUCCGUUGCUGCGACAGAGCAUCUGGAACCACUUGGUCCAAAUCACCAAAGACGGCAACAAAACCGUCAUCAUAACCACGCAUUAUAUCGAAGAGGCUCGGCAGGCGCACACGAUUGGUUUGAUGAGAAGCGGACGCUUGCUGGCCGAGGAAUCUCCAAGAGCUCUCCUGACGAUAUACAACUGUGCGUCUCUCGAAGAAGUUUUCCUGAAGCUAUCGAGAAAACAGGGUCAGUACGCUCAGCCACCCACCGAAUUGAACAUCUCGAAUAACAUUAGCCUGGCUUCGUUGAAUUGGGGUAAGAAGAACGAACCCGUUUACGUGACGGAGGAGUCAGGCGUCGUGGGGCUCAACUUCCACCAAAGCAAAGAAGUUCUCAUUCACGACUCGACGAAUGGCAUUGGAAGUCAUUACGACCUGAACGGGAAACCUCUGCCAGGCACCAAGAGCUCGACGUUGGAGUGCAACAACUGCGGAACUUUCUCGGAUUGCUACAAGAUAACCAGCACGGGCAAGAUGAAAGCACUCCUGCAAAAGAACUUUUUACGCAUGUGGAGGAACGUGGGAGUAAUGCUGUUUAUAUUCGCCCUGCCGGUAAUGCAAGUGAUCCUCUUCUGCCUGGCGAUCGGCAGGGAUCCAACGGGGCUGAAAUUGGCGAUAGUAAAUCACGAAAUGUUCUAUGAAAACAUGUCUUGUCCGGUCUCGAAGGAUUGCGAUUUUUCCCAUCUGAGUUGUCGUUACCUGAAAUUCUUGGAUAACGAUACGAUGAUCAAGGUGUAUUAUCCAGAUCCUGCAACGGCAAUGGACGCCGUGCGCAAAGGAGAUGCCUGGGGAACGCUGUACUUUACCGAAAACUUUACGGACGCCCUCGUCGCUCGAAUGGCCCUAGGAAGAGAGGCCGACGACGAGACUUUGGAUCAGAGCGAGAUCAGGGUCUGGUUGGACAUGUCCAAUCAACAGAUUGGCCUGAUGCUGGCUAGAAAUCUUCAGUAUUCGUACAGAGAUUUUGCCAAAGACCUCUUAUCGGCUUGCGAGCAAAAUACGAAACUGGCCGACGUCCCGAUUCAAUUCAAGGAUCCAGUUUACGGCACCAAUGAGCCUAGUUUUACCGACUUUGUGGCACCAGGAGUAAUCUUGACCAUCGUAUUCUUUUUGGCGGUGGCCCUCACCUCGUCCGUUUUAAUCAUCGAGAGGAUGGAGGGUCUUUUGGAUAGAAGUUGGGUCGCGGGAGUCUCACCGGGCGAGGUUCUCUUCUCCCACGUCAUUACCCAAUUCGUCGUGAUGUGCGGUCAGACCGCGCUGGUACUAAUCUUUAUGAUCCUGGUGUUCAGCGUCGAAUGCAAGGGAGAAAUCGGCUGGGUGAUCGUGCUGACGAUUCUUCAAGGUCUUUGCGGCAUGUGCUUCGGGUUCGUGAUUUCAGCGAUCUGCGAACUCGAACGGAAUGCGAUCCAGCUGGCACUAGGAAGUUUCUAUCCUACUUUGCUGUUGAGUGGCGUGAUCUGGCCGGUCGAAGGUAUGCCGACGGUCCUGCGAUACAUAUCUCAGGGUCUGCCGUUGACGAUGGCUACGACGUCGCUGCGUUCGAUGCUCACCCGCGGUUGGACCAUCUCGGAACCAGACGUCUACAACGGCUUUAUCUCGACAAUCAUUUGGAUAGUCGUGUUUCUCACGAUAAGUAUAAUGGUGCUCAAGUUCAAGCGUGGAUAGAAAAUUAAUCGCGUGACCGUGUUGCUCGUUGCACAUCGGUUGUAGCUACCGCGCGAAUCCGCGAAAAGAAAUUAGAAAUACGUUGACUCGGUUCGAGUUCGAUCACGGUCGGCUGUCGGGAUGAAAAACUCGAAGCGAGUGGAAGGAUCGCUUCGACGAUCUUCUCGUACGCGGACCUCCAGACUUGUGAUGAUCCUUUGUGCGUUUAACGUGAUUCUUGCGUGUACGAAUGCGAAUAGGAAUGCGAAUGCGAAUGCGAAUGCGAAUGCGAAUGCGAGCGCGUGUGAAUGAUUGUAUGAGAUAUAGUAUGUCUCAUCUAUUUUCCUUCUCUUUUCUUGUUUUUCUUUCUCUUUCUUUUUUUUAAAUCUGUAAUACAACGAACAUCUUCAGGGAUACGUUUUAUCCCGGAUAUCCACUCUCCGAGACAAGUACUCGUCGUCUCGUUCAGAUGUUUUAUCCCACGGGUUGUAGGAAAUGUUUCGGUGGCGACCACGUUCGCGCGAGUAAAUAAUAACUCGAGGCGUUCUUUUCGCACGUCUCGCGUAUAGUUUUAUUUAACGAUAUCGCGUAACGGACGCUCAAAAUACGUAGCGUAUCUCGGGUGUCCCACAAGUAUCGAAAAGAGGCGAACGCUACGCGUUUGUACUCGAGUUUGUCGGUACGACGCGUACUCGUAAAUUUCUCUGAAAUGUAAACGGGAUCGCGAGUAGCGAGUUGUUAAGUUGUUAACGAAUUAUUCUAUUAGAAGUAAGACGGUUUAACUUGCCCAUGAACAUAAAUGUACCUCGUAUUUAAAUUCUAACAAUCGCAAACAAGACACGGGUAAACGACUCGCGGUGCGAUAUUCUUUCCUUCGCCCGUCCAUUAGCGGGAAAAAGCGAGAAACGAAUCUCCAUAAAAAAUUGUACGUUAUACCGUACAACGAAGUCGUGUAGGGAGUUUUGCGAGAAAAGAAAUUUCGUUUGGGAACACGAUUGCAAAGUUACCGAUCGAACGUUAACGGAUGCUAAAUGUGCGAUACGCACCUAGGAGACGGAAAUGUAUCAUACUGUAGUAUAUAAAUAAUCAUAGCCGUUACGUUUUAUACAGUACCGAUAUUUUUGAAAGAUUCGAAAUUGUACGAUAUUUCUAUUCGAUUUUUUCUAGUUGAAUUUUAUCUCUCAAUGUUUGAGUAAGAAAUACCGUAAAGGAUACAUCGAUAGGAUAUACAUACAUAUGUAUAUGUAUAUGUAUAUAUAGGAGAGACAAGAAACGGAAACUGUACAUUUCUAUUUUCCUUAUAAACUUGUGUAUAAAAAGAUUUCACAGAAAAAGAUAUAAAAAGCUUGAAUAUCUAUCGCGUACAGUUCGCAAUAACAACUCGAACGAUUGCGUAUGCAAGUGCUUGUUAUAGCAAAUUAGAAUCAAUCUAGUUACUUAAUCAAUGUCAAUUUGUACUUUUCCUCCUCGGCGAACCACUCUCUAUUGUCCUCCACGAGACGCUUCCAAUACUCUGUAAGACAAUUAAAUCUACGGAAUAAAUUAUGUCGUCUACCUACGUAAA